CACACUGGAGGGAAUGGAACUGACCCCCCCUGUCACUUUCAGACUGAGGGCUGGCUCUGGCCCAGUCUACAUCAGCGGCCAGGACAUCACCAUGGUGGCAGAUGUGCCCUGGGAGGAGGAGGAGGAAGAGGAGGAGGAAGAAGAAGAGGAGGAGGUGCUGGAGGAAGAAGAGGAAGAGGAGACCUCUCAGGAGGAGUCUCCUCCCAAGACAGCCAAGCGUCCAGCUUCCAACAAGCAAGCAAGUAUUGCCAAGAAGAAGAAGCUGGAGAAAGAGGAAGAGAGGGCCACAGUGGAGGAGGUCAGCACCCCUGUGCAGAUGUGUGCAGCUUCUGAGCCUCUGCUGUCAAACUCAGUACGUGAGGGACCAGGGGGCCCUGAGCGACCAGCUGAGCCGGCGGCAGAUCCGCGAGUACCAGCUCUACAGCCGGACCAGCGGAAAGCACGUCCAGGUCACCGGGCGGCGCAUCUCGGCCACGGCCGACGACGGCAACAAGUUCGCCAAGCUCAUUGUGGAAACGGACACCUUCGGCAGCCGAGUGCGCAUCAAGGGGGCUGAGAGCGACAAAUACAUCUGUAUGAGCAAGAGGGGGAAACUCGUCGGGAAGCCCAGCGGGAAAAGCAAGGACUGUGUGUUCACGGAGAUCGUGCUGGAGAACAACUACACGGCCUUCCGCAACGCCCGGCGCGAAGGCUGGUUCAUGGCCUUCACGCGGCAGGGCCGGCCCCGGCAGGCCUCCCGCAGCCGGCAGAACCAGCGCGAGGCCCAUUUCAUCAAGCGCCUCUACCAGGGCCAGCUGCCCUUCCCCAACCACGCCGACAGGCAGAAGGCCUUCGAGUUCGUGGGUUCCGCCCCCACCCGCCGGACCAAGCGCACCCGCCGGCCCCAGCCCCUCACGUAGUGGGAGAGGGGUGCUCUCACCCCGCCGGCCCUCCCCUCCGGCUCCCUUG
Molecule: messenger RNA, 948 nt
Organism: Tachyglossus aculeatus (Australian echidna)
Lineage: Eukaryota; Metazoa; Chordata; Mammalia; Monotremata; Tachyglossidae
Gene: FGF17
Product: fibroblast growth factor 17
Exons: 8
Coding region: 102-899 (265 amino acids)
Biological process (GO): positive regulation of cell population proliferation; regulation of cell migration; cell differentiation
Cellular component (GO): cytoplasm
Molecular function (GO): type 2 fibroblast growth factor receptor binding; type 1 fibroblast growth factor receptor binding; growth factor activity
Source: RefSeq, a predicted model, not a curated record